Phacochoerus africanus (Common warthog) is the source of this 1790-nucleotide messenger RNA. RefSeq names its product ribosomal L1 domain containing 1 (gene RSL1D1). NCBI's taxonomy places the organism in Eukaryota, Metazoa, Chordata, Mammalia, Artiodactyla, Suidae. The coding region runs from base 74 to 1555 and encodes 493 amino acids. The record is from RefSeq and is a predicted model, not a curated record. The transcript has 9 exons.
CUUGGAUUCGCGCGUGCGCACGGGGAGCCGCUGCUGAGAUAACGCGCGCUAGACCGCACGAGGUGAAGGCGCAAUGGAGGGCUCGGCUUCUACCCCGGCGUCCGCUGCCUCAACCGCAACAUCGUCUUCGACUGUAGCGACCCCCGCCUCACUCGAGCAGCUGAAUGAAGAGCAGAUUAAAAAGGCUGUGGAAACUCUCUUGGCACAUUCCAAAUCCAGGAAGAACGCGAAUGGAUUGCUUUUGAAUGAGAAUGAAAAUUUCUUUUUAAUGGUGGUAUUAUGGAAAAUUCCAAGUAAAGAACUGAGGGUCAGAUUGUCCUUGCCUCAUGGUAUUCGAUCAGAUUUAACAGAUAUCUGUUUAUUCACCAAAGAUGAACCCAAUUUAACUCCUGAACAGACAGAACGUUUUUAUAAGAAGCUUUUGAACAAGCAUGGGGUUAAAAACAUUUCUCAGAUUAUCCCCUUCCGAACUCUAAAAAAGGAAUAUAAAGCCUAUGAAGCCAAGCUCCGCCUCUUGGGCAGUUUCGACUUCUUCAUUACGGACUCCAGAAUCAGGCGGCUCUUACCCUCACACCUCGGGAGGCAUUUCUACAACAGAAAGAAAGUUCCGGUAUCUGUGAACCUUCAGGCCAAGAAUUUGUCCAGAGAGAUCAGUGACUGUGUUGGGGGAACUGUCCUAAACAUCUCGAAAAGUGGUUCUUGCAGCACCAUCCGCAUCGGGCACACAGGGAUGCAGGUUCAGCACAUCGUUGAGAACGUCCUUGCCGUGGCAAAAAGGCUCUCCCAGGCCCUGCCAGAGAAGUGGGAGAGCGUGAAGCUCUUGUACGUGAAGACGGAGAGGUCGGUCUCCCUGCCUGUCUUCUCGUCGUUUGUCAGCAGUCGGGGCGAAGCGAAGGAACUGCGCGCCGCAAAUCAGAAGAAAAAGGAAGGAAAGAAAAGCCAAAAGAAGAAAGAACAUCUUAAAACACAACAGGAGAAAAAGGAAACCACAAAGCUGAGGAAAAAGGCUGGGAAGGCUGCAUCAGCCCCAAGUGUAGAUGAUGCUGCUGCUAAAACUGGCGGUGCUCCAGCCAAAGGCCCUGGCCCCCAGAAGAAGGCCAGUAGGGUGAGCGCCCCACCUAAAGCGCAAGACGAAUCCGAAGAGGAAAUCCCGCUGCUGGUCCCACUGAAGGAAACUCCAGCUGCAGGAAGCGUGGAGAUACCCAAAGAUGCCACCAGAAAGAAGUCUCCAAAAAAGAGACCUAGUCAGAGUCCUGGUCCCAACACAUCUCGUGGGAAGAAAAGAAAGGCCCCCCCAGCUUCAGAGACCCCAGCAGCUUCAGAGACCCCAGCAGCUGCAGAACCCAAGACCCCAGCUAAAGGCCCAGGAAAGAAGGCAAGAGUCAAAGAAGAGGUGGAGAAAGAAAGAAACUCUUUGCUGGGGAAAAAAGACCCACGGCAGACUCCCAAAAAGCCAGAGGCCAAGUUCUUCACUACCGCCAGUAAAUCUGCGAAGAAAGCUCCCCGUACCCCCAAACAGUGGCCAAAAAAACCCAAAGUACCCCAGUCAACAUAAACUCAGAGACUUAACCAGCAGGAAACUCAUCAGAGCUAUCCAAAGAGCUUUUUAAAAAUACCUGGGUCCUGACCCCCGUUGCAACCUCUGAGUGAGACCUAGACUUAAAUGUUUUUUAAAACCUCCAUAAUUAAUUGUGCUACAUGUUCAUGGGUGUAAGAACCAAUAGUUUGCAGUAAAUGGAGUUCAUUGCUUUUCUGUGUGUUUACUAAUGUAAUAGAAGGAAAACACAGUG